This is a messenger RNA of Helobdella robusta, 1011 nucleotides long. RefSeq lists its product as hypothetical. The transcript has 5 exons. The record is from RefSeq and is a predicted model, not a curated record. NCBI's taxonomy places the organism in Eukaryota, Metazoa, Annelida, Clitellata, Rhynchobdellida, Glossiphoniidae. Bases 25 to 1011 code for a protein of 328 amino acids.
UUUGAUAAUCCGAAAAAAAUAAAAAUGGAAAAACAGAAUGAUAAAAAAAUCACAGUUGAUAAUGACAGUGGUCUUCUGAUAAGGGCAAUGGCUGACCUCAAAAGAGUCAAUGAGCAGUUGCAGGCUAUGCUACAGAAAGCCUUAGAGAGAGUUGAGCUGUUGGAGAGUUGUAAAACGCAAGAUGAAGAAAAGAUAGUUGGAAAAUUUGGAGAACUUAACAUCCUGCUCAGAAAUAAAGAUUUGGAGAUUAAUACUAUCUCACAGGAGUAUGAACUAUUGAAAGAGCAAGUUGAAGAUAUGACAGCUUCCACGAGUGUAGAGAUAGAUCAGUUGAAAGAUAAAAUUGCGUUUUUGGAGAAAGAGAACACAAGAUUGGAAGAUCUACAGACACCCUUGCUAAUUCAGUUAGAGUCAUACAGGAAUGAUUUUGAAGAGGAAAGAAAAUGCAGAGAGGCCCUUAACGACGUUAAACUCAAACUAGAAGAGGAAUUAAAAGCUCUGAAUCAAGAAAAUUACUUACUAAAACUGCAACUCAAACAACAGCAGCAACAACAAAACUUCACCCCGAUAACGCCGACUAGCACACCUCGUCCGGGUUUGAAUGCAAGCUUAAACUUGAACAAGAACAAUAUCUCGCCUCCGUCAAUCAACAAAGCAAUUGAGACCCCUCUCCUUUUAACAUUACAAAAUGGAAAUGUGAUUAAUAAUAAUAUCGAAAGCGAAACUAACAACGACGACGGUGGUUAUGGGGAUUUCAAUCCCGCAGUACUGGAUCCAGUGUCGGACAAUCAGCAGAGAAUUUUAUUACUAAGGCCAUUGUCACAACUUAGUGACAAUAACGCAACAAUGAAUGUUAAUUUAAGAAGAAGUUUCCAGGGCCACAACACUAAAAAUAAUUAUAAUGAUAAUUAUUAUGAUAAAAAUAAUUACGAUGAUAAUAAUUAUAUUAAUAAUAAGAAAAACGACGGGUCUUGGAGCAGCCAUCUGGCCACAAAGAUCAACAAUGUAUGA